UCUACCUACGCAUUUAUUUAUUUAUUUAUUUAUACUGAGCUUUGUAUAUACACUACUAAGUACUUCAACUUGAAUCCCACAAAUCCCUGAGCCUGAAGAGAAAAGGGCCUUGAGAAACAGAACCAAAUCCUUUCCUUAACCUUUACGCCUUGCAUUACUUCACUCUCUCACUCUCUCUCUCUUUCCAUGCAUUGAAAAAGCUCCACUCACACUCUCUCUUUAAAACCUCUUCGUCUCACUUUUUUCUUCUCAUACAAAGAAACUGUUUUGUAUUUUGGUUUCUUGGGAUUUUGUAAACAUGGGUUCAUCAUGUAAAGAACAAGAGUCGAAGAAAUGUGUUUUUUGGGUUCAAGGACCGAUUCUGGUUGGAGCUGGGCCAUCUGGUCUAGCAGUUUCGGCAUGUCUAGCUCGUCAAGGAGUACCCUGUUUGGUUCUCGAGAAAAGUGACUGUAUAGCUUCACUUUGGCAACAAAGAACUUACGAUCGUCUCAAACUUCAUCUUCCAAAACAGUUUUGUCAGCUUCCUUUCAUGGAUUUCCCUGAAGAUUUUCCAAAGUACCCAACUAAACACCAGUUCAUCUCUUACAUGGAGUCUUACGCUUCACACUUCUCAAUCAAACCCCGCUUCAACCAAGCCGUUCAAAAUGCCCAAUUCGAUUCGGGUUCGGGGCUUUGGCGGGUAAAGACCCAAGUAGCCGACUACAUUUCUCGGUGGCUGAUUGUAGCCACCGGCGAAAAUGCGGAGCCAGCUAUACCAGAAAUUUUGGGGCUGGACAAAUUUCAGGGGCCGGUUGUCCACACCAGUGGGUAUAAGUCCGGUAGUGAGUUUAGAAACCAGAAGGUGUUGGUGAUUGGUUGUGGUAAUUCCGGUAUGGAAGUUAGUUUGGACCUUUGUAGACACAAUGCAGCUCCUCAUAUGGUCGUUAGAAACACCGUCCAUGUUCUGCCUAGAGAAAUACUUGGGUUCUCAACUUUCGGAAUAGCAAUGGCACUACUGAAAUGGCUACCACUGAAGGUAGUUGACAAGAUCCUUCUCUUGGCUUCCAGUUUGACCCUUGGUAACACUGAACAAUUGGGUCUUCGAAGGCCUAAAACCGGCCCAAUUGAACUCAAGAACGCUACUGGUAAAACUCCCGUUCUAGAUGUCGGAGCCUUAUCCCAAAUUAGAUCCGGAAAAAUCAAGAUUACGGAAACUGUGAAGGAGAUAACGAGAAAUGGAGCUAAAUUUAUGGAUGGACAAGAGAAAGAGUUUGAUUCUAUAAUAUUGGCAACUGGGUACAAAAGUAACGUUCCUACUUGGCUGAAGAGUUGUGAUUUUUUCACAAAAGAUGGUAUGCCGAGAAGGGAGUUUCCUGAGGGGUGGAAGGGAGAGAAUGGGCUUUACACAGUUGGGUUCACAAGAAGAGGUCUUCUGGGAACAGCUUCUGAUGCCCAUAAAAUAGCCAAACAUAUUUCUGACCAGUGGAGGAUUAUGAAUAAAGAAACCAACACUUGUUCCUCUAAUAAUUCUUCACAUAUCAUCCUACUUCAAAAAUCAUUACUCCAUCCCUAAAUUCAAAUUGUAGAAACAAAAAAAGGAAAACUAAUAAUAAAAAAAAAAAAGACACUAUGUUUAGCUAGAAUUGUACUUCACAUUUUUCUUCUUCUUUCUUUAGUGGAAUUCAUGUAAAUAUUCUAUAUAUAUAUAUAACAAUUUUGGAUGUUUGAUUUUCUCUUGCUCCUUGUGCUCUUGUAUUGUAUGUUAUUUCAUCGCUUAUUUUAAAUGAAAUUUCAGUAAUUGACUUCA
This is a messenger RNA of Cannabis sativa, 1786 nucleotides long. RefSeq names its product probable indole-3-pyruvate monooxygenase YUCCA4. The record is from RefSeq and is a predicted model, not a curated record. The transcript is spliced from 4 exons. Lineage: Eukaryota; Viridiplantae; Streptophyta; Magnoliopsida; Rosales; Cannabaceae. Gene Ontology annotation, molecular function: flavin adenine dinucleotide binding; NADP binding; N,N-dimethylaniline monooxygenase activity. Gene Ontology annotation, biological process: auxin biosynthetic process. Gene Ontology annotation, cellular component: endoplasmic reticulum membrane. Bases 299 to 1552 code for a protein of 417 amino acids.